Messenger RNA from Sclerotinia trifoliorum, 3383 nucleotides. Lineage: Eukaryota; Fungi; Ascomycota; Leotiomycetes; Helotiales; Sclerotiniaceae. The record is from the annotation of a GenBank genome assembly.
GAGCUGAUGCAUUAUGUGUAAUGUAGACCCGUGCAAAGCCCUGGUGUGAAUGUUGAUUACAUAAGUAUUCAUUCGAACCAGCGAGCUAUCGCUAGGCUACCCCCGGAUUAUAUUUACUCUCAGCCUUGCAUCUUUUUCUCGAGGUUUCAUCAUUUGAGGCUCUGAACCUUGGAUCUUUAAAUACAAUAACUAUCGCAAUUAUGUCUGGUCGACGCGAUUUUCUCAGUCAAAAGGCACCCGAGAAUUAUGUUGCUGGUUUAGGUCGAGGGGCCACAGGUUUCACAACACGAUCUGAUUUAGGUCCUGCGCGAGAAGGCCCAAGUGAAGAUCAAAUCAAGGAAGCUCUUGCAAAGCGCGCUGCUCAACUUGGUCAAGCAGCUCCUACAGCAUACGGAGCUACCGAAAAGAAAGAAGAUGAUGAGGACGAUGAGCGGUUUCAAGAUCCAGAUAACGAGGUUGGCUUAUUCUCAGGCGGCGUCUAUGAUCAGGACGAUGAUGAGGCAGACAGGAUAUACCAAGAAGUAGAUGAGAAGAUGGAUAGACGGCGGAAAAUAAGAAGGUUUGUCUCCCCCUCUAUCAUAAUCCCAAUCCUCCAAUGCAUUUAGUUUAUCAUGAAAAUAGAUGAGCAGAUUACCGACGAUUUUACCUACAGGGAAGCACGAGAAAAAGCAGAAAGGGAAGAAUACGAGCGAAAUAAUCCCAAAAUCCAACAACAAUUCGCGGACUUAAAACGAGCGCUAGGGACGGUCAGUGAUGAAGAUUGGGCGAACUUGCCCGAAGUGGGUGAUUUGACUGGAAAAAACCGACGAAGUAAACAAGAAUUGAGAAAGAGGUUCUAUGCCGUUCCAGAUAGUGUUAUUGCUGGAGCUCGAGAUACGACUGAGCUGGGAACUACUGUAAUGGAUGAUGGUGGGGAGAGUGCAGGAGGCGAUGGUCCCGAUGGGACCAUGACCAACUUUGCGGAUAUUGGAGCGGCGCGAGAUAAAGUACUCAAAGUAAAACUCGAUCAAGCGUCUCAAGGCACCGACUCGAUUUCUGGAAAUGCGACAAACAUUGACCCGAAAGGAUAUCUCACUAGUUUAGCCAAAUCCCAAAUCAACGAGGGAGAAACUCAGGUCGGUGACAUCGUCCGUGUUCGAACUCUGUUGGAAUCUGUUAUCAGAACAAAUCCGAAGCAUGCUCCAGGAUGGAUCGCGGCUGCUCGUGUCGAAGAGCUUGCAGGAAAGACGGUAGCGGCUCGGAAUAUUAUUGCUCGCGGUUGUGAGUAUUGUCCAAAGAGUGAGGAUAUAUGGCUCGAAAAUAUUCGACUGAACGACAAUCACAACGCAAAGAUUAUAGCUGCAAAUGCCAUCAAGAAUAAUGAUCGUUCAGUGCGGUUAUGGGUCGAAUCUAUGAAAUUAGAAUCAGAACCUAGAGCUAAGAAACGAGUCAUUAGGCUGGCUCUAGAUCACAUUCCACAAUCCGUAGGCCUCUGGAAGGAGGCUGUCAACCUAGAAGAGGAUCCCAGUGAUGCACGUCUACUUCUUGCCAAAGCUACUGAAAUUAUUCCUCUUUCAGUUGAAUUGUGGUUAGCACUUGCACGAUUAGAAACGUCCGAGAAUGCCCAAAAAGUCCUCAAUAAGGCUCGGAAAGCCAUUCCUACCUCCCAUGAAAUUUGGAUUGCUGCCGCACGUCUUGGUGAGCAAAUGGGUACCGCCUCUAAGAUAAAUGUUAUGAACCGUGCUGUCAAAGCUUUAGCGAAGGAAUCUGCCAUGUUGAAAAGAGAGGAUUGGAUUACCGAGGCAGAAAAGUGUGAAGAAGAGGGAGCAGUUUUGACCUGCGGUAACAUCAUUCGGGAAACUCUGGGAUGGGGCUUGGACGAAGAUGAUGAUCGGAAGGACAUUUGGAUGGAAGAUGCCAAAGCUAGCAUCAAUCGUGGAAGGUAUGAGACUGCUCGUGCCAUUUAUGCCUAUGCUCUUAGAGUUUUCGUUACUAGCACGAAACUUUGGCUGGCGGCCGCAGACCUAGAGAAGAAUCAUGGUACAAAGGAAGCUUUGUGGCAAUUACUUGAGAAAGCCGUUGAAGCACGUCCCACCAGUGAAGUCCUGUGGAUGAUGCUUGCCAAGGAAAAGUGGUUGGCUGGUGAAGUUGAUAAUGCACGAAGAGUUCUUGGUAAGGCUUUCAAUCAAAAUCCAAAUAAUGAGGAGAUUUGGCUUGCGGCUGUAAAACUAGAGGCAGAGAACCAGCAACCAGAACAGGCACGAGAGCUCCUUAAAACGGCACGACAAGAAGCUCCCACUGAUCGUGUAUGGACGAAGAGUGUAGCAUACGAGAGGCAAUUGGGCAAUAUUGAUGCAGCGCUGGAUCUCGCCAAUCAAGGAUUAAACCUAUUUCCUGGUGCUGCCAAAUUGUGGAUGAUGAAAGGUCAAAUCUACGAAAGCGAAGGCAAAAUGCCACAAGCUCGUGAAGCGUACAGUACAGGUACAAAAGCCUGUCCAAAGUCGGUACCACUUUGGCUCCUAUACUCGAGGCUCGAGGAGAGAGCUGGCAUGGUGGUCAAGGCACGUAGUGUUCUCGACAGAGCACGAUUAGCAGUUCCCAAAUCCCCAGAAUUAUGGACCGAAUCGAUAAGGGUUGAACGGCGUGCAAACAAUACCGCUCAAGCAAAGAUCAUGAUGGCGAAAGCUCUUCAGGAAGUACCCAAUAGUGGAUUACUCUACACAGAAUCAAUCUGGAAUUUGGAAGCACGAACGCAGAGAAAACCUCGUGCGUUGGAAGCUAUCAAGAAAGUCGACAAUGAUCCCAUCCUCUUUGUCACUAUUGCGCGCAUCUUCUGGGGGGAGAGAAGGUUGGAAAAGGCUCAGAAUUGGUUCGAGAAAGCUAUUUUACUGGAUAGUGAUUUGGGUGAUACAUGGGCUUGGUACUACAAGUUUUUGUUACAGCAUGGCACUGAAGUAAGUUCUCCUAGGCGUAACUCCGGUAUGAUGGUUGGCUUGACACUAAUCAAUUUGUGAAGGAAAAACGUGCAGAUGUCGUAUCCAAAUGUAUACUCAGCGAACCAAGACACGGGGAGUUUUGGCAAGCGGUGGCAAAGGAUCCAAAAAAUGCGGGUAAAAGUAUCGAGGAGAUAUUGAAAUUGGUUGUAGAUAAAGUGGAAUGAGGUGGAUUAGAGAUACUGAAGAAGGCGAGUGGUAAUGAUUGGUUGUAUGAUAAUGAAAUAAAUAUUCACGGGAAGGUUAGAGCUGUUGGAUUUGGGAAUCAAAUAAGCUCGUUGCAUUUAUACGAUUAAUCCGCGUUCUAUGUUUCUAUAAUGCGGAAUAGUUGUAUUUGUGUCAAUUUUUAUGUGAUGUCAUUUAGUUAUCUGUGUAGAAUUUUGGAAAGUCUCAUGGAUGAAGGAACUUUAA